UUUGAUGCAAUGUUCAGUAUUUUGUAGUGCAUUUAGCCACUGGAGAAUAUUUUCAUACCAUUUAUCUAUUUAUUAAAAUUUCCUUUAGUGCAUUUGUUGCAUUGAAACCCAUUCCCAGCGAAUCAUAUUGCUAUCUCGUUCUAACAAUUGCGACUCGGUGGUUGGCAGAUUUGCUUACUUCAUUUUCUACACUAUCAUUUGUUGCAUUCCAUCGGAUAGGCGCAUUUCGACGAAACGUUUUUGCGGAAAAGAGGCACAGAACUAAAACCAAGUGGCAGCCGGAACUGAAGCGAUCAAGUUACGGGAAAAAGCUGUUACUCGACAUAACUCGUUACUUUCUGUCAUCACCCAACGAAGCGAGGGAUAAAGAGAGGGAGGGACCCAAUCUCCUUCCGAAAGCACCGUGGAAAAUGUAUCGGCAGUGAAGCAACUGCGCAACACCUUGAUUUGAAGUUUUCGAUUUCCGUCCGUGGAUCGCGGUUGGCUAUAGCAGCACAUUUCACAUAGUUGGACACGACAUUGCCGAACGCCUUCGAAUAUGAAUAUUAAUCGUUACCAGGCGGCAAAGAAUCUGCAACCGGCACGUUCUUUACGUACCGCACCGAAUGCCGGUCGGAAUGCGCUCGGCGACUUUGGCUAUCCACCGCAUUUGGUGGACACGUCCCAUCAAGCCCGUGCCGGGCCGAUGCUCAACGGGAAUCAGCAGGGAAUUCUUCCGGCGCAAACGCACCAAAGAUCGAGCAGUCAAUCGCGCAAACAUGAUGUGCUACGUACACCGACCAGUGGAUCGCAUGCUUCCGGUGCGGGCCGAUCGAGCGCUACAUUUUCUCCGGGAAGUUUAACAUUCAACGCCAGUACGCUUACCAUCGGCUCACUGUAUGAGGUGACCGUUUCAUACGUGCAGAAUGGUCCGAAACAGUUCAUGGUGCAGCUACGUUCAUCGGAAGUCGCACUGAAGCAAAUGAUGGGUGCACUGGCACGGGUGCCGUUACGAUCCAUCAAUCGGAAGCUGCAGCUCGGUAUGGCCUGUUUGGCACGCUAUACACACAAUCAUACGAUCUAUCGGGCUCUCAUCACAGCGCUAGGGCAGGAUGGAAACUGUACGGUUACGUACGUCGAUUAUGGCCAUUCGGAAACGGUGCAUCCGAGCAAUCUGUACGAAAUUCCACCCGAGUUUCUGCGAUAUGAAAUCUUUUCCACGCGCUUUGCACUUUCCAAUGUGCGCCGGUUGGAGGAUGUGAAUGCGGAUGUUGCUGGAAUCUUCUCCAAGAUGAUCGCAGGCAAGGUACUAACGCUGAAAGUCACUCCUCCAGAGGGUGCGGCGUUUGUGUCGUACUGUGAGCUGUAUGAAAACGGCGACAAUCUGUUCCUGCGAUUGCAACAGCAGUGCCAGGAGCAGGUUUACAAAUAUCCACCACCGGGAAGUCUACAGCGUGGGCCCAGCUAUCGGGUGGUUAUACGUUACAUUGAAUCAUGCGCGAAAUUCUUCGUCCAUCGGCUGGACAAUGUGGCAGCGUUUGAUAAAAUGAUGGACGAUUUGAUUGUGCAUUGUCAGGGUAGUGGCAGUGUCGUACCGGGCGUGGUGAACGUUGGCGAUGUGUAUGCCGUAAGCCUCGAUCCCAAUGAUAUCUACCGUGCGGAGGUGAUUGAAACGGAUCCAAAACUAAAGGUGCGUUUAAUCGACUAUGGUACGAGCAUCACUACGCAACGAUCGCAGCUGAAGCGCCUGUCGCCGGACUUUCUCCAUCAGCGCCCGGAAGCGAUCGAGUGCUGUCUGGAAGGGUUCGAAGGAUCUAUCAGCGCUGAUCUGUCGACGGAUCAGCUCGAAAUGCUCGCGGAAGGUACGGAUAGGGAACGGAAACCGUUCAAGUUGAUCGUGUACGAUAUACGCGACGGAAAAACGAUCGUCAACCUGCUGGAUGAAUCGGAAACGCCCGUACUGAACGUGUCGAAGAAGCUGCUGAAGUUGAACAAUCCAGGAAAGUUCAUAAAGGAACAACAGAGCAAUCCUCAGAAGCAGCAAAACAAACGACUGUCCGGAGGAGCCGGUGCGAAUGGUGUUGAUCCACUGGGGACGUCUGUCGAUUCAGCCAAAGCGCAACUUUCGUCCAGUGGCAUAUCGUCCGGCCAUGGCGACUGUAUCGAUCUGACUAACGACGAAUGGAGUGGUGGUCCACCACUGCCAGGCAAUCAAAGCUCGGGAUACGAUCUGCAAGCGGGUGCAAAUGUGCAAUCGCCUCCGCGCAAUGGUCGUUCAGGUGGUGGUGGUGCUGGAUAUGGACGUGAGAGCAACAACAGCAGCCGAGACUCGUCGACAGGUAACAACAAGCAGGAUGCAAAGCGAAAUCCGGGAAUUGCCACUAAUGUAGGAACAACGGCAGGGGUCCGUAAUGACAUUCCAAGGUUCAACAAGGACCGUGCCCAAAUGCCGUACUAUUACGAACACGAUGAUCGUUUUGCAGAACCGAACAGCCCUCCAGCAAAUGUAGGGUUGGCCGGCAACGAAGCGAAGCGGAACGAACGAAACAGAAUGGACGCUCCAAUGGCUGCUGCUGGGGAAAGCAACGCUUUCGUCUCCAGCAACGCACAAUCUUCGGAUGAAUUUAUGCCGUACCGUAGUACCUUCCCGGAGCAGGCAGUAACGAUGAGCACUAAGCACGAAGUCGUUCUCUCCUGGUGGUACUCGCCGGAACAAUUUUACGUUAGAUUACGAUCCGAUGAGGAUAAGUACCAUGAAAUGAUGAAGCAGCUGCAAAAGUAUUAUCGAAAUAAGAGCAACCAGCAGGUACAUCAGCAGCAGCUCCAGCAGCAACAACAAACCAGUGGAAAGGCCGCCAAACCGUCCACCGGUUCCAUUGUGGUAGUACGCCACCCCAAACACAAUGCGUACUAUCGCGGUCGUGUGCUAAAGUAUAACGAGUCCGUUCAGAAGUACAAGGUAGAGUUGGUUGACGGCGGUAAUAAGCUGGCACUGUCGAUCAACGAUCUGUGGCUGGUGGAGCGCCGCUUUACACGGCUCGCUCCAAUGGCCAUUGCUUGUGCCCUGCCCGACGUUCGAUUGCGAUGCGAAGUGAAGGAGUUACAGAGCCGCAUCGAUUCGUACAUCAGCAAUGACAAACAGUUCGAGACGAUAUUUUUGGAGCGUGUUGAUGGCAAAUAUCACUGCAAGGUGGAAUCGCUCGGACGCGAUCUCAAGGAGCAUCUGCUGGAAGAUGAUCUCAUCGCGCAGGUUUAUGUUGAUAUAGAUCUGACCCGUUUGAAGGGACAAACAUUAAAGGUGCAGCUUGUAGAGCUAAAGAGUCUGAACGAUUUUCGUGCGAAAUUGCUCGGACAUCAAGCGAUCUUCAGCUGCCGUCAGGAUGACUGUGAUUCAUCCCUUUCUUCGGCGGAUGCUUUGGUGAAGCUUCGUGCACAAUGGCUUAAUCGGCACUGCUUGGCACAAGUGGUCGAUGUAUCGAAUGAUGAAAAAUUGAUACUGUCAUUAUUGAUACCGUCGCUAACGGGCCAACCUGAGCCAACGAUAGCCGAAAUGCCUGUGCUGAUGAGUACCUUCAACGUGUAUGUUACUCACGUGGAAAGCACGAACUGCCUGUACGUACAGAAUGCUCGCUGGAGCGAACAGAUCACCAAGAUGGCGGACGAUCUGUUCGAGUUUUACGAAAAGCAGCAAGAGCUGGUGCCGGUGGCAAAUUUGGCGAUGAAUGAAAUGUGUGCCGCCAAGUCGCAGGACGACGGUAAUUGGUAUCGUGCGAAGAUCGUAUCGUUGCAGGAGAUCGAAAAGAUCGAAGUGCUGCUGGUGGAUUAUGGAUACCGCGAGCAGGUGAAGCACAGCGAGCUGAAGGUGCUGGAACCAAAGUUUCUCGAGUACAGUGCGUUUGCCCAUCGUGUGUACUUACCGAUGGCGGCAAUCGCUGAUGUAAAUGAGGAGCGCAUCAAGAACGAAAUCAGUGAACUGACCGGAUCGUACGAACUGUCCCUUAAAGUGGUGGAGUUUAGAAAUGGGAUCUGGAUUGUGGACAUCACCUCGAAUGAUUAUAGCAUCGUGAGUGUCCUGAAGGAUCGACAAUUGGUAGCUGAUUUGGAUUACGAGACCAUUCUCAACCAGCGCCAAGCAUCGUCCCCAACACCCGGCGCUCCCGUGCGUCCAUCGAUCGAAGAUCAUGAGGCAAAGCAUCAGAAGAUUAAAGCUAAAAUUUGUCACGUCGAUAAUCCAAGCCAGUUGUUCAUUCAGCUCGAAAGUGAUGAAAAAGAUCUUAAUCAAUUGCAAGAAACUCUUCAAAUCAUUGCCUCUUCUUUACCACCGUUGCGUGACUUUUCUGCUGACCGUUACUGUAUCGCUCAAUAUUCGGCGGACGAUCUCUGGUAUCGGGCACUCAUCAUUGACAGUCACGACGAUCUAAUCAUACAGUUCGUUGACUUUGGCCACACGGACAUCGUGACAAGCAACAAGAAGAGUACCCUGCGCGACAUUAACGACGAUUUGAUGAAGUGGAAAAUUUACGCAAAACAGUGCGCCAUGCUUAUUCAGCCCAUGUCCGCGGAAGUGGCCGGUACCGAUGGUGGUCAAGUCAGUGCUAGCAGUUCCAACGGACGGAAGAAAAUGGCCGCAUGGAAGGAGGUAGCGACAACGAUACUGCGUGCCCUGGACGAGGUGGAGGUACAGUUUCUGGCCGAAGCACAAGGCGUACAUUACAUCAGUGUGCGUAGCAGUGAGAAAGACAUUGCCGAGAUGCUGGUGGAGAAAAAGCUGGCCACCCGUUUGCUGUACGUACCGUCCGGUCAGCGUUGCUUCACUAGCCAUACGGAAUCGAUCGAUGAGUUCUAUCUGCAGCUGGAACGCGAUGUCAAUCCGCUCGAUAUGAUGGCGAACUAUUUGGCGGACGUUAGCAAAUUUGCCGAUGUCGAAGAACCGAAGGUGAACAUGAUAUGUUUGGCCGAGUUUGCGGACGAUGGGUUGUGGUACCGGGUGCAGGUGUUGGCCAUACCGCAACCAGGCACAUAUGAGGUACUGUUUGUGGACUACGGAAAUGGUGCUACCGUGCAGAAGCUCAAGCAGCUGGAACCGAGUAUCGCCGAGCUGACGCGCCUCUGUACGAAGUGUGCACUGCGGUUACCGGAAAACGUGAAAAGUUGGUCGGCUGAGGCACAGGAAAAGUUUGUCGAGCUGACGGCAAUGGGCCAGACGGUGUUUACGGUGCAGCUGCACAGUCCCGGACCAUCGUUCGCUACCGUGGAGCUGUUUCUGGAGGGACGCAACAUUGUGGAUCAGCUGGUGGCACUCUGCGAGAAAGGACCCGGUUCGUCGACCGAUGCGAUGAGCUCGAGUUUCUUCCUGGGCGACGACAACAGGCUCGAUGACAGCUAUCAGCUAGAGGACGACAAGGUGCACAUUAGCCACGUGAACUCACCGGCGGAAUUUUUCAUCCAGUUCAACAACAGCUUCGAUGCGCUGCGCAACAUGGAGGAAUUGCUAGCGUCCAAAGCGAAGCACUGUGAACCGAUCGCCGAGGGUGAUAUUAGAAAUGGGUUGUUCUGUUUAGCGCAGCUCAUACACAACGGUAAGUAUUGCCGUGCGCUUGUCCUCUCGGAGGUGCACGGCGGUCAGGCCACGUACCAUCUGGUGCUGCUGGUCGACUAUGGAUAUCGGGCGGCCGCAACGGACCUGCGCAAGAUGCCGCCCAGCAUCGAGGAAAUGUCCCGGCUGGCGAAGAAAUGCUGCCUGGAGCACUAUUUGCCAACGGACGAGGUGUCGCUCGGUGCAGCACGCUGGAGCCGAUUGCGCAGCCGCCUGACCGAACUGGCCGAUUCGGGCAAGGCGGUGUUCACGUUUGAAAUUGUACGUAACGAUUGCGAUCCACUGAUCAUACGGUUAUUUACUCCCGCUGCCGUUAAUGUGGAAGAUCUGUUACGAGAGAAAGACGUCGAUGAUACGAUCGGUGCGCCCGUAACGCCAGACAAUAGCGGCAGCAGCAGUGCAGAAGAAACGCAACGGCGUGCCAAACCGAAACAGGCGUUCUUCAGGGCACUCAGCGAUCUGGAGUUUCUGGAGAACUGUGAAUCCGCACCAACCACAUCGGGUCAACCGUUCUCGAAUACUGACAAUUAAAGGGUGCGCGGAUU
Molecule: messenger RNA, 6120 nt
Organism: Anopheles funestus (African malaria mosquito)
Lineage: Eukaryota; Metazoa; Arthropoda; Insecta; Diptera; Culicidae
Gene: tud
Product: maternal protein tudor
Exons: 8
Coding region: 539-6106 (1855 amino acids)
Biological process (GO): spermatogenesis
Source: RefSeq, a predicted model, not a curated record